AUGGGCGAGAAGUUCGCACAUGCCCGCGAGGCCAUUGUCUUCGCCCGCGAAAAUUCGACGUAUUACAAGAGUCUAUACCAAUUGGUUCAGCAGGAUGAGCCAGAUCUCGAGGACGUGCCAAUAAUAUACCCAGAUGACUACUGGAACUCAGCAAGAACUGAUCUUUCUAGUGUCAUGACCGGACCAUUCACCACUGGGAAUAUUUAUUGUAUAAGUGGCCCUGACAACAAUCUUGAGAUUGUGCAACUAUCAAAAGGAGAGGAAUUCAAGCUCUCCAGGGCUAAGUCUAUCUUAUGGCAAGGAAUUCUUGACCCUGAGAAAGUAGAGCGAGUUGCAAAUAUUAUGAGUCCCCAUGACCUCCAUCUCAGCUUUUGGGAUACGGUAAACACAUCCAAUGGAAUGCUUGUCCCAGAGUUAGGAGUUCAGCUAUUUAUAUCGAAUGAAAAGACAGUGGACAGGAUUAUAGAGGAAGUUGAAAGAUUCCAACCCAGCGUCGUAUUCGGAUCGCUACCCGACAUAUUUCGGCUUAGCGAGUAUCUUAGCGAAGGGCAUAGCACAUUGCCAUCGGUACGAGCCAUUCUAUACCUUGGAGAGGCCGUACCCAGGGAUGUUACCUGGUCGUUGCAUUCUGGAUUCCCGAAUGCCAGGCUGUAUGCGCCGCUCUACGAAAAACCUCAGCUAGGCCCCCUGGGGUUUCCAGGUGCCAUUUCGACUAUGAUUGACCGGGAUAUUAACCCAAUAUACAGGGUAUGCGAUUAUGUUGCGGUCAUGGAAAUAGUGACGGACGAUGGUGCCGUUAUUAAACAAAGUGGUGUUAAAGGAAACAUUAUCAUCACGCAUCUGAUACGUCGCUUGCAACCUCUAAUACGAUACCCUAUCGGCGACGUUGCGGAAUGGGUGGACUAUGGCUCUCGAAUUUUCAAGUACUGCGGCAAAGCAUCGACCAAGAUCAGGAUUGCCAACACCAUCUUGGACUGGUCUACAUUGAAGGAUAUCACCAGCGACGUCAUGAAGACCGAUGUUAGUGGGCGAUUCCAGUGUGUUCUACGCCUUCAAGAUGGCUGUCAAAAGCUUGUUCUCCGGCUGGCAUAUCCGAGACCGUCAGAAGCGGGAGAAUUUCGCCAUAAUAUUGAAAAGACGCUAUGGAAAACAUCCUCAACAUGGAAAGGUGAUCGUCAGGCAGGUGCUAUUUUAUGCCUUCGCUUGGAGUGGGUCGACAAUAUAUUACUUUGUGUUGGAGAAACUGGAGAAUUACUCGAUGUAGUGGAUGAGCGUUAGGAAAUAUCCGAGAAGUAAAUCCUAGCAGUCGAACCCACCAGAUAUAAGUGGUAAAUUAGG
Molecule: messenger RNA, 1338 nt
Organism: Daldinia decipiens
Lineage: Eukaryota; Fungi; Ascomycota; Sordariomycetes; Xylariales; Hypoxylaceae
Exons: 1
Coding region: 1-1278 (425 amino acids)
Source: RefSeq, a predicted model, not a curated record